UAGUUGUAAGAACUAGAUGAGGAGAAUCUGAACCAAACAAGCACUUUUGAACCAUAAAAUUUGUUCUUUGUUUCUCUUUCGUUCGAGUGUAAUUUUCCAAGAGAAAUGAUGGCAAGAUGUUCACUUUCCUCCUCCAAUGGCACCGAUUUCUUCCAAACCUUGAAUGGCAUUCGUCAACUAACACAAACUCGCCCUUUCAAGGCAUGGUUCCUAGACCAAUUUGGAGUUCUUCACGAUGGGAAACAACCCUACCCUGAUGCAAUCUCAACAUUGGAAAGACUUGCUACUACUGGUGCCAAGAUGAUAAUCAUUAGUAAUUCUUCUAGGCGUGCAUCAGUAACAAUGGAGAAGAUGAAGAGUCUUGGUUUCGAUACUUCUCUCUUUGUUGGAGCUAUUACAAGUGGAGAAUUGACUCAUCAAUAUCUUCAAAGGAGAAAUGAUUCAUGGUUUGCUUCCCUCGGAAGAUCAUGCAUUCACAUGACGUGGAGUGACCGGGGUGCUAUAUCCCUCGAGGGUCUUGGUUUGGAUGUAGUGGAGAAUGUGGAAGAUGCUGAAUUUAUUUUGGCACAUGGAACUGAAGCUUUAGGGUUAUCUUCUGGUGGUUCACUUCCAUUGAAACUAGAGGAGCUCGAGAAAAUCUUGGAAAAAUGCGCAGCUAAAGGUGGUAUCCCUAUGGUAGUCGCAAAUCCAGAUUUCGUGACAGUCGAGGCCAGGGCUCUUCGAGUCAUGCCCGGUACAUUGGCUGCCAAAUAUGAGAGUCUAGGAGGCGAAGUAAAAUGGAUGGGGAAGCCAGACAAGAGGAUCUAUGAUUCGGCAAUGGAAAUGGCUGGGAUCGAUAAUGCUUCUGAUUGUAUAGCGGUUGGAGAUUCUCUCCAUCACGAUAUAAAGGGAGCUAUGGCAUCAGGAAUAGAAUCCGUGUUCAUAAGUGGUGGAAUCCAUGCAGAUGAACUCGGACUGACAUCAUAUAAUCAAGAGGUGUCAGAUCCAUCUUCUUUGAAGGCUCUUGCUGAGAAAUACGAUGCUUCACCAUCUUACGUCUUGCCUGCGUUUAUCUGGUAGAGACAUACAAAUCUCAUUAACUUUUUAAUGAUUUUUUUACAUCUCUUUACUUGAACAAAUUUGAACAAAUGCUUCUUAUUACAACAAAUUCUCUAAUUUUAUAUUAUUGUCACAAGUUGUAUUCUAUACACUUAAAUGAAUUGCUAAUUCAAUAGCAAAGUUUUUAUCUUUUUGUGAA
Messenger RNA from Impatiens glandulifera, 1237 nucleotides. RefSeq lists its product as uncharacterized. Gene Ontology annotation, cellular component: chloroplast. The record is from RefSeq and is a predicted model, not a curated record. Gene Ontology annotation, molecular function: phosphatase activity. Lineage: Eukaryota; Viridiplantae; Streptophyta; Magnoliopsida; Ericales; Balsaminaceae. Bases 106 to 1059 code for a protein of 317 amino acids. The transcript has 7 exons.